GUUGCAGACCAAGGUGAAUAUGUCUGGACAGUGUCUUGCAAAGAAGCAAAUGAUCAACUAGAUGCAUCAGUCAAGUGCUCUAUAUAAGUUCCGCCUCGCAUUGGAAUGUCAAGUACGAAGCUCGAAACAAACUUCACCAACCUCCCAGCCUCGAUCCCUCGGACACAAUUGCCAACUGUACAGUACCUGUAGACUGUAGUCAUCCGUAUCACAACACCAACACCAUGGGCAGCACUCCCAAGCCAGCCAACGCGAUGGACAAAAUGAGACUGUUGCGUCUCACAUACCGCGGCAAGCCAGACCUUCAUGAUGACUCGGAUUACAAAGCCCAGUUCAAGCGAGACAACCCAGCCCUCUACUACAAAUGGUUCAUGGACGACGAGCGGCAGAAUGUCAGAAAUGUCGGGUUUGCUCAGCCAAACAGCGUAAUCCACGAGGCCAUUCUCACCGACGACGCCGAACUCCUGACAUUCCUCAUGCAACUGGGCAACUUUGCCCGCGACAAGACCACCCGCAACGGCCGCAUGCUCUGGGCACAGGGAGGACAUGGUAUUGAAUUGCUUAUGAACCUGUGCAUCCGCUCCGGGGCUGCUGAGUGUCUGAAAUUCCUGAUGGACUGGACGGCCAAGCCGGGGAUUCCGUUUAAGUUUGAUGAGAAGAAGUUGUAUGAGCGAGCGAGGGACCUGGCGAUUAGUACAGACCCCGACAUCGAGCCACGGAUUGAGUGCUUAUUGCUCCUGGACUCGUUGAAGCCAGGGAACCGGGCAGCGAAUGCCAAAGCGGACGGUCUGUACGGGACUCUCCUCUCGCGGGCCUGGUCGCCGGGUGCCGUGAUGCAGCUUGCCGACUUGCUGCCGCCUGACACAGAUUUCAUGCCUUUCGUGCUAGCGAACUGCAGGAUUCGGAUGCGCCAGCCCGAGAUCAUCCGGGUGCUUCUGAACAAGAUUGACCGGAAGCUCUGGAACUCCCUCGUCAUGUAUAAGGGGAGGCUUGCCACGCCCAUGUCCAUGGCUGCUGAGGGACUGCAUGUCAAUGUGAUGACCAUGCUGCUCAGAAAGGGCGUCCAGCCGUUUGAGCACCACAUGGCUGAGGGGCUGAUCUCGGCGGGGUGCAAUCCGUUGUUUGCCGUGGUCAAUCAGGAGUUGCCGGGCAAGCCUGAGAUUCAGCUCCCGGGUGGUCGUGAGGUUGAAGACGAGACCAUGCGCAAACAGCUCCUCCGACAAUGGAAGUCCCGUGUGAAACCCCACGCCUCACUGAUGCGCACAGCCGUCGCCAUGCUCGUCGACGCCGCCAAGGUCGAUUUCACCUCCCACCCGCACCCACACCCUGCACGAGAGGACGAACUAACCGAAAUGCUCGACAUCGCCGCGAUAAGCUACAUCCACACCCUCCGCAACUUCCUGCUCCGCAACCUCCCCUGGCAACUGCCCGCAGAGCAAGCCUCCAAACUGCUUGUCCCAGUCUCCGACCCGCUGCGUAGAACCACAGUGUGGGAGGCACAGAACCCAAUCGAGCCUGGACUUCCGACUCGCGGACUGCCGCCGACGGUUACCUGGCGCAAGGGUUUGUCGAGCGGGAGGUUGCUGAGGGAGAUGCUGGCUGAGUAUGGGGUGGAGUUGCAGCCAGAGUUUAUCGAUAUCUGGCAUAUCCUCGCGUCGGCGAAUGUGGUGGAUGAGGCGGAGAGAUGGCUUCAGGUGGGCUCGGACCGUCACUCGGAGGGCAUGCCGACUGAUACCAGAACGCAGAAAGGGAAGCAGACGGGAUCGUGGAGCUCGCUGGAUUGUUUGUAUGAUCUGAUCGUUGCUGCUGAUCGGCUGCCACAGACAAACAUGCCGUUGCCAAGUGAAGGGGAAGCCACUGACGCAGAGCAAGAUGUGGUGGCUCCUGCCCCUGAACAGCUCUCUGCCCAUACCACUGAGCAGCUCUCUGUCGUCGACGCCGCCGAAGUGGCCGAUGGUGAAGAGAGCACGUCCGAGGACGACAAAGAGUGAGUCAUAUUGAUGUUCUCGUCCAGUUUUCACUGCCCCCAAGAUUGCUCGCUAACGGACUUUGAUCAGUGACUCGGAUAGUAUUGACCAA
Messenger RNA from Canariomyces notabilis, 2079 nucleotides. RefSeq lists its product as uncharacterized. Lineage: Eukaryota; Fungi; Ascomycota; Sordariomycetes; Sordariales; Chaetomiaceae. Bases 225 to 1991 code for a protein of 588 amino acids. The transcript has a single exon. The record is from RefSeq and is a predicted model, not a curated record.